Arvicanthis niloticus (Nile rat) is the source of this 504-nucleotide messenger RNA. Lineage: Eukaryota; Metazoa; Chordata; Mammalia; Rodentia; Muridae. The record is from RefSeq and is a predicted model, not a curated record.
AUGUCCCAUAAAGUGGGCCAAGAGAUAGAAGUGAGACCUGGCAUUGUUUCUAAAGACAGUGCAGGGAAGCUUAUGUGUAAGCCAAUCUUUUCCAAGAUUGUAUCGCUUUUUGCAGAACACAAUGAUCUUCAGUAUGCUGCUCCAGGUGGUCUUAUUGGAGUUGGGACAAAAAUUGACCCAACAUUAUGCAGAGCAGAUAGAAUGGUUGGGCAAGUCCUUGGUGCUGUUGGAGCAUUACCUGAGAUAUUCACAGAAUUAGAAAUUUCCUACUUCCUACUGAGACGGCUCCUAGGUGUACGUACAGAAGGAGAUAAAAAAGCAGCAAAGGUUCAAAAGCUAUCCAAGAAUGAAGUACUCAUGGUGAACAUAGGGUCGUUGUCUACAGGAGGCAGAGUUAGUGCAGUCAAGGCAGAUUUGGGUAAAAUUGUUCUCACCAAUCCUGUAUGCACAGAAGUAGGAGAAAAAAUUGCUCUUAGCCGACGAGUUGAGAAACAAUGGCGGUAA